Siniperca chuatsi (mandarin fish) is the source of this 1999-nucleotide messenger RNA. RefSeq names its product claudin-4-like. The record is from RefSeq and is a predicted model, not a curated record. The transcript has 2 exons. Gene Ontology annotation, cellular component: bicellular tight junction; plasma membrane. Gene Ontology annotation, molecular function: structural molecule activity. The coding region runs from base 192 to 1313 and encodes 373 amino acids. Lineage: Eukaryota; Metazoa; Chordata; Actinopteri; Centrarchiformes; Sinipercidae. Gene Ontology annotation, biological process: bicellular tight junction assembly; cell adhesion.
CUCCUCUCAAUCCUUUCCCAUUGAGCAAACUCACCUGACAAGCAGAGGACUCGCCUCCAUCACAAAAGGAGACAAACAACCCAAAGGCUUACGUCACUGCAAGAGAGGAAUUACAGUGUACAGAGAGACCCUUCAAAUCACGUUUGAGAAGAGGAAGAAGUUUAAUUUGAACAACAAAUCCGCUGUCCACGAUGGUGUCUGCUGGGUUACAAAUUCUGGGUGCUGCUCUGGGGAUCCUGGGCUGGAUUGGAGCCAUCCUUGUGUGCGCCCUUCCCAUGUGGAAAGUCACUGCUUUUAUCGGCAGUAACAUCGUCACCUCGCAGGUCUCCUGGGAAGGUAUUUGGAUGAGCUGCGUGGUCCAGAGCACAGGCCAGAUGCAAUGUAAGGUCUACGACUCCAUGCUGGCCCUCAGCUCUGACCUCCAGGCUGCCCGGGCCCUGACCAUCAUUGCCAUCGUGGUGGGCAUCCUGGCUAUCCUGCUCUCUGUAGCCGGGGGGCAAUGCACCAACUGUGUGGAGGAUCAGUCGUCCAAGGCCAAGGUGGGCAUUGCAUCUGGAGUUAUGUUCAUCGCAGCUGGGAUCCUCUGCCUCGUCCCUGUCUGCUGGACGGCCAACACCAUCAUCCGAGACUUCUACAAUCCGCUGCUGAUGAGUGCCCAGAAGAGAGAUGGUGUAAGAAUGGCUUCUCAGGGCCUCCAGAUCAUGGGUGUGCUGCUGGCCUUCAUCGGCUGGCUGGGCACCAUCAUAACCUGCGCUACUCCCAUGUGGAGAGUCACUGCUUUUGUUGGGGUGAACAUCGUCACCGCCCAAGUGAUCUGGGAAGGCUUGUGGAUGAACUGCGUGGUCCAGAGCACGGGCCAGAUGCAGUGUAAGGUGUAUGACUCCAUGCUGGCUUUACCUCAAGACCUGCAGGCCGCCAGGGCCAUGGUGGUCAUCUCUGUGAUCGUCGGGGUGUUUGGCAUCCUCAUGGCCGUGGUUGGAGGAAAGUGCACUAACUGCAUGGAGGACGAAGUGGCCAAAGCUAAAGCCUGCAUCGUGUCCGGAGUGAUCUUCAUAAUAGCCGCCUUGCUGAUCAUGAUCCCAGUGUCGUGGUCAGCUCAUGCAGUGAUCAGCGACUUUUAUAACCCCCUGGUGAUUGAGGCUCAGCGGAGGGAGCUCGGGGCUGCACUUUACAUCGGCUGGUGCUCCGCUGGGCUGCUGCUGCUGGGAGGAGGCCUGCUCUGCAACAACUGCCCCCCACAAGAUGGCAGACCCUACAUACCUGCCAAGUUCGCACCUGCAAGAACAGCAUCUUCAAACGUGAACUAUGUGUGAGUGUUUGGGCUGGAAGUGCAGCAUAAGAUGUCUUGAGAUUUUCAGAACAUUUUGUAAAUCUUCUCAUCAAAAUGUUACAUGAAAGGAUCUGUUUCUUAAGGAGCUCAAAAAUGUUGUUGCUGAGGCUGAAGCAAGAAAUCUGUGUAUUUGGUCGAUUAGGAAAAAUAAAAACCUCCUCAGAAUUUGAAUUAUUUUUUAAACUCAACAAAAAUUUGGAGAAUUAAAGUAACAAAACAGCACAGUAAAGUAUAUUGUCUGGUGGUUUGUUUGAACUUUGUUUCUCUCACACAUGGAAAUAUUUUUGUAUGAUCUUCUUUUUCUAAAAUAAACAUUUGCCCUAUUGUGAAUCUAAUGGCUGAAAACCUCUAAUAUUUCUCUAAAACAAAAUAUGUAUUAGUAACAAAAUACCUACUAUUAGGAGUUGUUUUAUUUAUAAAGACUGAGAAUUAAUGGAGUGGUGCAAUAAAUCUGAAUACAGAGUCUUUAUUAAAUUACUUUCAUUAAUAUCAAUUAUUGCAUAGACUGCUGCCAAGAGAAGUUGUGAAAACCAAACAAUGUGGAUGAAUGCAGAUUUUUCAAAAGCUCAUUUUAAGUAUUUUUAUUCAACUGUAUAACAAUAUAACGAUCAAUGCUGGACUUCCAAUUGUCUUUCAAAUGUCAGAAAUAAAGCUUCUUUGUUCAUACCA